Onychostoma macrolepis is the source of this 2978-nucleotide messenger RNA. It is a transcript of the gene ltb4r2a, whose product is annotated as leukotriene B4 receptor 2a. The record is from RefSeq and is a predicted model, not a curated record. Lineage: Eukaryota; Metazoa; Chordata; Actinopteri; Cypriniformes; Cyprinidae. The coding region runs from base 110 to 1288 and encodes 392 amino acids. Gene Ontology annotation, biological process: positive regulation of cytosolic calcium ion concentration; complement receptor mediated signaling pathway; phospholipase C-activating G protein-coupled receptor signaling pathway. Gene Ontology annotation, molecular function: leukotriene receptor activity; complement receptor activity. Gene Ontology annotation, cellular component: plasma membrane. The transcript has 5 exons.
AAAAGACAGAAACUACCAUAAACAAGUGGUUUUCAGUUCUGGUCAGACAGGCGUAGUUCAGUUCAUGGAGCUCUCACUUAAUUAGCUGAAUCUGAAGCAGAUUGCCAAGAUGGCCUCCUCUCCUCUCCUACAGGUCACUCUGUCCUCCAGCCCGACUCUGAACACGUCAAUGAGGGAUCCUGACAACUUCUCCAACAUGACUAGAGGUAGCGAGACGAUCUUGAGCAACAGCAUCGGAGCGGUCGCUGGCGCGGCGAUCCUCGGCCUCGUGUUCCUCCUCGGCGUCCCCGGGAACGUCUUCAUCGUCUGGAGCAUCUUGGCCCGAGCGCGCCGUCGCUCCAUCACCACCCUCCUGAUCCUGAACCUCGCCUUCGCCGACGGCUUCCUCAUGUUGCUGACACCUUUCUUCAUGGUUUACUUGUUUCAGCGCAGCUGGAUUUUCGGCCUGGUGCUGUGCAAAGUCCUGUUCUACCUCUGCUGCGCCAACAUGUACGCUUCCAUAUUUCUGAUCAUGCUGAUGAGUCUCCACAGGCUGGUGGCGAUAGUGUGGCCGAAGCGUGUCGGCGCGCUGACGGACCGCAGGAUGCUCACGAGGGUGCUGGUGGGACUCUGGGUGCUCGCUUUGGGACUCUCUGUGCCUGUUUUGGUUUUCAGGGCAACCAACGAGGUCAGCGUAGAGCCUCAGAGUCUCGUGUGCGACUGCCUUCACUCACAACCACAAUAUGAGGUGAUGCAGUAUGGUAUGGAAACUUUACUGGGCUUCUUGCUGCCAUACGGCGUGAUCAUAGGCAGUUACGUGUGCAUCCUGCGCAGAAUCCGCAAGACGCGCUUUCGCAGACGCAUCCGCAGCGAGAAACUCAUCCUGGUGAUCAUCAUCACCUUCGGACUGUUCUGGCUGCCGUACCACAUCAUAAACAUGGUGCAGGUGGCUGCUGCUUUACAUCCAGAAGAUUCUCCCGCAAAAGAAAAGCUAAAACAGAUCAGGACGAAGCUGCGAGCACUGACCUCUACCGUGGCCUUCGUCAGCAGCUGCAUAAACCCUCUGCUUUACACCUUCGCCGGUAAGUCGUUCAUCCGGCGGGAGGGUCUGGCCUUCAUGGCGCGGCUGUUCGAGGGAACGGCGCUGGAAACAACGCGGAGGAUCCGGCGCAGCAACCAGAAUAGCCGCGACCAAGAGAAGGAGACCGAUGAGGGAGACAGUCUCAAAGACAAAGACUCAGACUCCGCCACCACCAGUGCUAACACGAACUCGGUUAUUAAAGUUGUGCCGCAGAAAAACGGCAAGUGAGCGUCUGGCUGCAGCUAGUUUCGGGGAACUCAAUCUAGCGUUGGGCUGUGCGUUGUUCCGGGGAUGCAUGGUGGGUAAAUCAGGACAGCUUGUGCUUUUGUAACAGAUGGAGGUGAAUCCAAUUUUAUAUUAUAAAAUAAAAAAUGGUUUACCAAUGGUGUACCCAAAAACAAAAGAGUAAGGAGCCCAGUGCCUAAGCCAAACCAUCACCAGACCGAGAACUGAGACAGCCACAUGGGUUUUAUACUGUACAUUGACUAAUGAGCUAAACAAGGAACAUAUUCUAACUGUUAAAACAUGACAAAGAAAGUCCGCAAAUCCGACCUGGAAUACUCUGUAUUCCAGCGCUUCCAAAGAACUGCUUCAUGUGUUUGUACAGUAGAGGGGGACACGCACCUGAGAGACAGAUGGACAGUUCAGAUCACGUCAGAAAGACCACCUGCAUGCAUGGAUCCAAAGAUUCAAGACUGGUAAACGUUGGGUUGACACUGAAAAUUAAGAUGGAACCCAGUAUCCAAGCCCUGUUUAAUUUCAAAUUGAUUUCCAUGACUUAAACAUAACAUUUCCAGUAGUUCAUGAUUCAUGUUUAAGGAUUUGGUUUUGUUUAAAGAUUUGACAGAUUUCACUCAAAUAAAUACAACUACAUUAUUAGAAAAUGCAUAGAAAUUUUCAUGACAUUUACAGUGAACCUGUAUGACAUUAAAAGAGGGUGAAUCAGGGUAUGACACUUUGUUUUUUGUCAUUGCAACAAUGACUGAGCUAAAUCAAAGUUUAAGGAUUUGUGUUUACUUAUGUCUGAACCACUGAACAAUUGUUAUUUACAUUUUAUUUUUGUUUUUUUUUUAACAAAAAUGUACUACGUCAUCAGUCAUAUUAAAUGUGAUGAUUUUGUAUUAUAGGGAUAGUUCACUCCGAAAUGAAAGUUACCCCAUGAUUUAUUCAUCUCAAGGUGACUUUCUUCUUUUAGACGAAGGCAAUCAGAAUUUUAUUAAAAAUGUCGUGGCUCUUCAAGCUUUAUAAUGACAGUGAAUAGUGGUCAAAAUAAAGUGCAUCCAUUCAUCAUAAAAUACGCCUACAUAAUGCCACUCUCUCGUGAACGCGCGUACGACAGCGGAAGCUAGAGAUUAUGGUUUGAAUAGUUUUAAAUAUGGAUAUCGUUCUUAUACAAACAUGUCGAUCCCACUCUUUGGACCUUUGCUAGGCCUUUAUUAACCCCGCAGAGCUGUGUGGAGUACUUUUUAUGAUGGAUGGAACUAUGGAAGCACUUAAUUUUACUUCAAAACCUUGACCACAGUUCACUGCCGUAAUAAAGCUUGGAAGAGACAGGACAUUUUUAAUUUAACUGAUUGUAUUUGUCUGAGAGAUGAAAGUCAUACACGGAUGCCUUGAGGGUGAGUAAAUCAUGGGGUAAUUUUUUGUGUUCUUUGUGUGAACUGUCCCUUUAAAUGUGAAGAUUUAUGAUGCAUGUAUCCAUGUGUGUUUGUGUUUGUGUUUUGGGAUUAUUGGGAGUUUUAGAGAAUACAAUUAAAAACUAAAACACUUCAAUUAUGAUCAGCUGAAAAUGUGUAAAUAUCCUUGUGGUUUUAAUAUAUGUCAUUGUGUGUGAACUGAUCAACUGUUUAAUAAUGUUCAGAUUGUACAUAAAGAGUAGGUCUAAUGAUGAACAAUGUAAAGCAAUGUAAAUUCUGAA